Molecule: messenger RNA, 1326 nt
Organism: Molossus molossus (Pallas's mastiff bat)
Lineage: Eukaryota; Metazoa; Chordata; Mammalia; Chiroptera; Molossidae
Gene: TMUB1
Product: transmembrane and ubiquitin like domain containing 1
Exons: 3
Coding region: 130-870 (246 amino acids)
Molecular function (GO): protein binding
Source: RefSeq, a predicted model, not a curated record
GCGGCGAAGGGGGUGGGGGUGUCUUCAGGUGGCGGCGACCUCGGCGCCUCCCGCCCGGAAGUGCCCGAGGGUCCGCUAUGGAGCUGGCGGAGCCGGGCGCGCAGUAGUGCAGCGGGCAAGGCGGGUGCCAUGGCCCUGAUUGAAGGGGUGGGUGAUGAGGUGACUGUCCUUUUCGCGGUGCUUGCCUGCCUUCUGGUGCUGGCUCUCGCCUGGGUCUCAACACACACAUCGGAGAGUGCGGACCCACUGCCUCAGCCGUCAGGGACCCCAACACAAGCGCAGCCCAGUGAAGCCAUGGUGGUCACCGACAGCAUCAGAGGGGAGGACCCAGGAGCCGAGCCCCCCAGCCUGAGACACAGAGGCCAGGCUGCACACCCAGAGCCUGCCACAGGGCUCCCAACGACGCCGCCACCCCCGGACUCCCCCCAGGAGCCUCUGGUAUUAAGGCUGAAAUUCCUCAACGACUCAGAGCAGGUGGCCAGGGCCUGGCCCCACGACACCAUUGGCUCCCUGAAAAGGACCCAGUUUCCCGGCCGGGAGCAGCAGGUCCGACUCAUCUACCAAGGGCAGCUGCUGGGAGACGACACCCAGACCCUGAGCAGCCUUCACCUCCCUCCCAACUGCGUCCUCCACUGCCACGUGUCCACAAGGGUCGGUCCCCCACACCCCCCCUGCCCACCGGGGUCAGAGCCCGGCCCCUCCGGGCUGGAAAUCGGCAGCCUGCUGCUACCCCUGCUGCUGCUGCUCCUGCUGCUGCUCUGGUACUGUCAGAUCCAGUACCGGCCCUUCUUUCCCCUGACGGCCACCCUGGGCCUGGCCGGCUUCACCCUGCUCCUCAGUCUCCUGGCUUUUGCCAUGUACCGCCCGUAGUGCCUCCACCGGCCCUGGGCAGCGCGGCUGGGCCCUCGGGACCUCGCUCCCCACCACGCGGCGGGAGCUGCUGUCUGCCCAGGCCCCCCUCUCCGGCCUGCCUCUUCCCGCUGCCCUGGAGCCCGGGCCUGCGCCGCCGAGCACUCCAGGGGCAGGCGGAGGCCCCUGCCUGUGACCUCCACGGCUCGGAGCCGCCUCCCGGGGCUGCUGGCCCCCGGCCACCACGGACAGUCGGUUCCUCCCGUUCCUCCGGGUCAGCCAGCUGCUGUCGCUGCCUGGGCCCCGGGCAGAGCGGGGCCACACCCCUGGGCCCCGCUUAGUGUCCUGCCCGAGGCCCCAGCCACCUCUGGUCCCUAAUUGCUCCUUGUGCUGAUCUGGGGACCCAAGGACCGUGGGGGGCGGGGGGCGAGGGAGCUCUCUGGAACUUGUGCAGAUUAAAUAACUGUGAAGUUUUCA